AUGCUUAAGGUCGGCAAGCGCACUGCGCUCCGCAGCUGUGUACCCCAUGAGUCCAUCAAGAGCUUCAUUCGCCCGUACAAUAAGACCGUAGCAUCUCCAAAGACAUCAUCACCCCAACCCCGACGCCCUACAGCUCGAGUAGCCCCUUCUAUCUCACCCCCACGGAAGAUUAGAUACAGACAAAAACAAGGUCCAAAGACCUGUCUCCUCCGCAAAGAUGGCAAGUCCAAACUCAAGAAGCCCGUGUCCAACAUCCACAGAUACUUUAUCUUCACUCUACUGCUAGCCCCUAGUAUAACGUUCCUAGCCGUCGGAGUAUUAUAUGGAUAUGAAUUCAGCGAGCCGACCUCCAAACAAGUGAUUGAAAGAAUGGUAAACGAGACGGGAAAAGAAACGGGAAAAGCAACGGGGAGGGUAUUGAAAGAAGGACCCAAUGACCUGUGGAUAGCCCACAUCAGGAAGUACCGGGCCCGGGCAUACGGCCAGCCUUGGCUCGCCGGCUUGUAUAUCUACGGAAGCUUGGAGUAG
Messenger RNA from Alternaria rosae, 528 nucleotides. RefSeq lists its product as uncharacterized. The coding region runs from base 1 to 528 and encodes 175 amino acids. Lineage: Eukaryota; Fungi; Ascomycota; Dothideomycetes; Pleosporales; Pleosporaceae. The record is from RefSeq and is a predicted model, not a curated record. The transcript is spliced from 2 exons.